This is a messenger RNA of Neurospora hispaniola, 457 nucleotides long. RefSeq lists its product as uncharacterized. The record is from RefSeq and is a predicted model, not a curated record. Bases 140 to 457 code for a protein of 105 amino acids. Lineage: Eukaryota; Fungi; Ascomycota; Sordariomycetes; Sordariales; Sordariaceae. The transcript is spliced from 4 exons.
CGGGCGGCCAAAUGGAGGAAUCUCCCCUCGGGAGGCCGGUGACUGUUGCCGUCCAUGUCUUUUCUUUGUUACGUCAUCGCCCUUUGUAUAGUGCCGAUAUCGGUGUCAUGUUCAAGAUUCGGCAGAUUGCUGCGCCGGGAUGCACACAGAAGCCGCUGUCCGCGGUGCUCUGAGGUGGAGUGUUGGUUCGGUCUCAAGAGUAGGCACAAGACUGAUGGUUGUGUUCCUGGAAACUGCAGUGGCAUUCACAUCCUUGGAUAACCAUUUGCGUCAUUCUGUAACACUCGCCCUAGUUGGGUACUUUAUGCUUGAUUCGAUUAUUUUUUUUCGGGAAAUACCAUAUCUCGCCAAAUUCCCGACCCGCCGUCAGCCGUACCGCCUCCAUCCAUUUCACCAUGCUUCCCCAUCCUUCCCCAUGAGUAAUGCAAAGCGAACAACAAGAAAAGAUAGAAUAUAG